CCGCAUUGAGCUACCGUCCGUACUUCGCUGCUAAAGCUCCUCGUAGCCCGUGAUGAAUCUAUUCCGCCUGGUGGGCGAUAUGGCACACCUGGCUAGCUUCUUGGUGCUGCUACUUAAGCUGCUGGCCUCGCGCUCCGCGAAUGGCAUUUCACUUAAGUCGCAAGAACUUUUCUUCUUGGUGUUCGUAACUCGCUAUGUGGAUCUUUUCUUCCACUUUGUGAGUUUGUACAACACGCUCAUGAAGCUGCUCUUCCUGCUCUUCUCGGGUGCCAUCGUCUACGUUAUUCGCUUCAAGGAACCCUUCCGCAGCACGUACGACAAGUCACAUGACGCCUUUUUGCACAUCAAGUUCGCUGUCUUGCCCUGUGCGCUAUUGGCUUUGGUCUUCAAUGAGCAGUUCGAAGUUAUGGAGAUCCUAUGGACCUUUUCCAUCUACCUCGAGGCGGUCGCCAUCAUUCCGCAACUCAUUCUUCUCCAACGCCAUGCAGAAGUGGAAAACCUUACCAGCAACUACGUCGUGCUACUUGGAGCCUACCGCGGCUGCUACGUGCUUAACUGGAUCUAUCGAGCCGCCACCGAGUCGUCCUACCACUUUAUCUGGCUCAUGUUCAUCGCCGGCAUGGUGCAGACGGCGCUUUAUGUCGACUUUUUCUACUACUACGCUAUCAGCAAAUACCACGGCAAGAAGAUGACGUUGCCUUCUUAAAUACCCUUUGCUUGCAGUGGUAUGAAGGAGAAGAAGGUGACUUCAAGAUGAGAUGAGACCGCGCACUCGUGAGUAAAACCCAUGCAGAAUCUAGUUUCUUUUCCUGUGUUGGCGUUGCCCGUGGGGUGAGUGGUGAGAGAUCACUAGCAAGAAUACCAAGGCAACAACGAAAGAGAACGCGUUGCUUUUU
Molecule: messenger RNA, 896 nt
Organism: Phytophthora infestans T30-4
Lineage: Eukaryota; Oomycota; Peronosporomycetes; Peronosporales; Peronosporaceae
Product: ER lumen protein retaining receptor
Exons: 3
Coding region: 53-706 (217 amino acids)
Biological process (GO): protein retention in ER lumen; endoplasmic reticulum to Golgi vesicle-mediated transport
Cellular component (GO): endoplasmic reticulum; membrane; cis-Golgi network
Molecular function (GO): ER lumen protein retrieval receptor activity
Source: RefSeq, a predicted model, not a curated record